Didymodactylos carnosus is the source of this 1281-nucleotide messenger RNA. Lineage: Eukaryota; Metazoa; Rotifera; Eurotatoria; Philodinida; Philodinidae. The record is from the annotation of a GenBank genome assembly.
AUGCUUACUAAAUGCUACGCUUCUGACCAAGCGUACGAUGUUGAAAAGCAUCCAUUGCUAAAAUGUUUUACAGGUAUUCUGUCACUUGAAAAUCACCAAGUCCGUACAUUGACCGUGACUCAGUUAACUAAACAAAUUGAAUUUUGUUCACCAUCAGCAAUAAAAACGUUAACUGAUCGAAAAGAUGAAGCUUUCAACGAGUACGAUCGUGAUCAGCAAAACCAGUCGAAGCAGGAAGCAUAUUUCGAAGCGAAGCGGUUGUUCGCUGGUAAUACUUUUGGAAUCGAACACUUGAGGCGAGAGAUAUGUCAUUUGUACACCAGCAAUCCGACACGAUAUGAAAGUUAUCCGGCGUUGGCCGCAAAACAUCUAAUCGACGGUUUCGCAUUAGAAUUGUUAGACGGCGACGCCGGUAUGCUGGAGAAUACACGGAUUAGAGCCGUACUUUUACAAAUCGAACAACAACUGAUGGAACAGCAUAGUUUAGAGUUGAUGAAUCGAACAAUUCGAAUAUUCAUUCUCAGCAUACUAGGCGGACAAAGCACGGGUAAAUCUACUCUGUUGAAUUUGAUGUUUGGCACACACCUUCAUACAAGUGCAGGAAUGUGUACACGAGGCGUCAAUAUGCAGCUACUAAAAGCGGAAAACCGAGAAGAAUACGACUAUAUUUUGAUACUGGAUACCGAAGGUAUUCGUGCUCCCGAACACACUGGCUCUGCAGAUUCAACGUGGCGAGAUAAUCAUAUGGCCACAUUCGCCGUCUUACCCGCUAAUGCGACGAUUAUUUUGAUCAACAGUGAAGAUGAUAGUGCCGCACGCAAAGUGCUGCCAACGGUCAUGUUAGCCUAUCAACAAAGUAAACUUACGGCAUCAUCAACAGUUCAAUUGAGUAGUCGAAUAUUUUUUGUGUAUACACGAGUUGACAUGAACGAUACGAAAAAACUUGUAAACAACAUCCAAGCAAUGUUUAUCGAUUUAAAAAACAAUGCCAGUAAAUUGCAAGACGGCAGAAAUCAAGACGACCAAAAUAUAAAUCGCAUGUUGUUUUGUGAUUUCCGUGUCAAAGCCGAAAAUGUCGUCUGGAUUAGGCGGAGAUUACUGGAAAUUCCAGAAGCAUAUAAUUAUCGAGAAUUAGUGUAUGAAUCUUGCUCGAACAGUGCUGCUGCCGGUAAUCUAUUCUCAUCAAAUGGUGAAUUUUAUCCAUAUGAGAAAUUUGCUGAAUAUUACCCUUGGUUAACACAUCGUGCAACAAUCGAAGCUACGCAUGAAGUGCGACAAUAG